This is a messenger RNA of Helianthus annuus (common sunflower), 447 nucleotides long. RefSeq lists its product as uncharacterized. Bases 1 to 447 code for a protein of 148 amino acids. The record is from RefSeq and is a predicted model, not a curated record. NCBI's taxonomy places the organism in Eukaryota, Viridiplantae, Streptophyta, Magnoliopsida, Asterales, Asteraceae. The transcript is spliced from 2 exons.
AUGCCGUUUGGACUAAGAAAUGCGGGUGAUACCUACCAAAGGCUAGUUAAUAUGAUGUUUAAAGGACAAAUUAGACACAUGAUGGAAGUCUAUAUAGAUGACAUGGUGGUUAAGUCCAAGAGAGCUGAGGAUUACCUUAGAGAUUUGGAAGAAGCAUUUGAUAUCCUUGAUAAAUUCAACAUGAAAUUGAAUCCUUCCAAGUGCCACUUUGGUAUAAAAGCUGGUGAAAGACUAAUCAAAUAUCUUGAGAUAGUCAAGAAAUUGGCAGACUCUUUUGCUUCUUUUAGUUUGACACAGGUACCCAGGGAAGAGAAUGCAGAAGCUAAUGCUUUGGCCAACCUUGGAUCAUCAUUGAAGAUUCUAGAGGAUAUUAAAGCAACAAAGCAAGCCAUGGGAGGGGGGGAGGUUUCUUUUUUAUGUCUCAAAACCGCAUCAUCCAUAUCUUGA